Caenorhabditis remanei is the source of this 516-nucleotide messenger RNA. RefSeq lists its product as uncharacterized. The record is from RefSeq and is a predicted model, not a curated record. The transcript has a single exon. Lineage: Eukaryota; Metazoa; Nematoda; Chromadorea; Rhabditida; Rhabditidae. The coding region runs from base 1 to 516 and encodes 171 amino acids.
AUGAGCGACAAAACAUCGUCGAAGCAGUCAACGUUGAAAGUAGACGACGAUCGGAUGAUUGUUGUGGAAACUCAAAUGAGCGUGAGGGAGAGAAGAAAGAAAGUGAAGAAGUUCACUAAACUUAUCGCUAGCAGCGUCAAAGUGGAGGACGAAACAAGGUUGCAACUCGGGGAGUUGACAGCGAAAUGCAGCGAACAGGAGGCGGAUGCGAUUCUGGAGCCGAUGAGAAUUUUCAACAGAGAGUUGUUGGAAAAGUUCGAAGAAAUCGGAGGAGAUGAAUGGCCGCGAUCGGUGAUUCGAGUUAUGAGAGAAUUCAAGCUCGAAUCGGUGGAAGAGUUGAGAGAGGCGUGUGCGAAAGCAGCGGAAAGUGAGGAAGCGGAAUGGUCCGUGGGAAAAGUAAAUCUGGAAUUGCAGAAAGUGCAAUAUGAGAAGAACUUGUUGACGGAGUGCUGGAAUGAGGAAAAGGAGAUGCUCGGGGAGCAAAUCCGGAAAAUCCAGAGAAAAGGAGGUGGCUGA